UUUUAUUUUGAAAGCGCACUGUCGUCACAGCGGACGUAUCUCUAUACGUCCCGAUGUCGUAGGAGCCGCUCAGCCGUAUGUUGAGAGCAGCAAUGUCGGAGGAGGUUGGGAAGGCGCUGCGGUCGGUGGUGGAGCGUGUGAACCAGGCGGCGUCGCGGCGGCCUCAGACGCUACCCGCCGUGCCUCCUCGCCUCGUGGCCGUGAGCAAGACAAAACCCCCGGAGAUGGUGGUGGAGGCCUACAGACAAGGGCAGCGCAACUUUGGGGAGAAUUAUGUUAAUGAACUCGUGGACAAAGCUUCAGAUCCUCUGAUUUUAGAAUCGUGUCCGGAAAUUAAAUGGCAUUUCAUCGGCCACCUACAGAAGAACAACGUCAACAAACUCCUGGGUGUUCCUAACCUGUUCCUGUUGGAAACCGUGGACUCGGCCAAACUUGCCGACAAAGUGAACAGUUCAUGGCAGCGAAUCAGAGGAUCCAGCACCCAGAGGUUAAAGGUCAUGGUCCAGAUCAACACCAGCGGAGAACAGAAUAAACACGGCCUCCCGCCCGAGGAGACGGUGAACACGGUGAAGCACAUCGUGUCUCGAUGCUCCGCCCUGCACUUCUUAGGCCUCAUGACCAUCGGACGCUACGGCUACGACCUCACGCUGGGACCCAACCCGGACUUUCAGAUGCUGCUGAGCCGGAGGCAGGAGGUGUGCGACAGCCUGAAGAUGCCGGUGGAGGAGGUGGAGCUCAGCAUGGGCAUGUCCACCGACUUUGAACACGCGAUCGAGGUGGGCUCCACCAACGUGCGCGUGGGCAGCAUCAUAUUCGGGAACAGGGAGUAUCCCAACAGCGCCACCAACACCCCGGUACCGAGUCCGGCUCCGAGUCCGGCUCCGAGCCCGGAGAAAACCUCCAAGACGGUGUCGGAGGAAGCCGCCAAGAAGAUGCAGCACCUCACGGUGUAACGCAAAGAGGAGGAGCCGCUCCCGACUUCUUCUUCUUCAUCUUCUUCUUCUUCUUCAUCUCUAAACCUUUUAAGAAAAUAAAAAUGAAUAAAAAAAACUCUUCAGAAUGAACGGAGAGGCGAAGCCGGCGUAGGAUUGCAGGAGUCCUACAUAAUUUAAAAAGUGUAUUUGCCUAAAUCUCUUCAGUUGUGUGUGUGUGUGUGUGUGUGCGCCCUUUAUGAAGUGGCAUCCGGAGCUAUAGACGAACCUUUUUUAAGUCUUAACAGGUCUUACUAACCUUCUAGUGCUCUGACUUCCUCCUCACGCUGGAAAUUUAUUAGCAGAGAUUAUCACAGGAGAGAGAAACGGAAAAGAGAGACGUAGAGUUAUUGGUCCGAUAACAGGAAGUUGUGCGGAUCAGUUUUGUUGUGAUGUUUUCUACCUUUCCAACACAACGACGGUGAGUGAGGAUUUCCACACGGUGCGAUUGUUCGUUGUACAGUUGAAGCAAAGACUUGAUUUAAUAAAUCGUUUAAUCCCUUUAUAAUGACACAUAGUGUUUGAUAUUGUUUUUUGUGAAAAAAUGUGUCAGAUCUUUAUUCUUGAUAUUAACGAAGCCCAUGAGUGAACCUGAGGGGGGGGGUUUACGGAGGGGAGGGGUUGUGUUGUUGUUGGAGAUGAGAGUAAAGCUAUGCAAAGUGGUGAUUUUUUUUAAUUUAAUUUAAUUUUUAUUUUAACACAUCAGCUGUUGUCGUGGGUCGUUUCCUGUCUCAACGUGAUUUAAAAAAUAACUAAAUAAACCUCCAGGUUUGUUGA
Messenger RNA from Mugil cephalus (flathead mullet), 1748 nucleotides. Its product is annotated as pyridoxal phosphate binding protein. NCBI's taxonomy places the organism in Eukaryota, Metazoa, Chordata, Actinopteri, Mugiliformes, Mugilidae. The record is from RefSeq and is a predicted model, not a curated record. Bases 78 to 953 code for a protein of 291 amino acids. The transcript has 8 exons. Gene Ontology annotation, molecular function: pyridoxal phosphate binding. Gene Ontology annotation, cellular component: intracellular anatomical structure.